AUGAAGGGAUCCACCAACGUGGUUUACCAAGCCCAUCAUGUCAGCAGGACUAAAAGAGGACAAGUUGUUGGCACCAGGGGAGGAUUCCGAGGCUGCACGGUUUGGCUCACAGGCCUUUCUGGAGCUGGCAAGACAACCAUUGGCUUUGCUCUGGAAGAGUACCUGGUGGCUCAUGGCAUCCCGUGCUACUCCCUGGACGGUGACAACGUCCGGCACGGCUUGAACAAGAACCUGGGAUUCUCGGCCCAGGACCGCGAGGAGAACAUCCGGCGCAUCGCCGAGGUGGCACGGCUCUUCGCCGACGCGGGGCUCGUCUGCAUCACCAGCUUCAUCUCCCCCUUCAUGAAGGAUCGUCAAAAUGCACGGAAAAUUCAUGAGGCAGCUGGACUUCCUUUCUUUGAAAUCUUUGUAGAUGCUCCUCUAAAUAUUUGUGAAAGCAGAGAUGUGAAGGGCCUGUACAAAAAGGCAAGAUCUGGAGAGAUCAAAGGGUUCACGGGGAUUGACUCAGAGUAUGAGAAACCAGAAGCUCCUGAGCUGGUGCUGAAAACAAACAUUGCCUCAAUAUCUGAGUGCAUCCAGCAGGUCGUGGAGCUCCUCCAAGUACAGAACAUCGUGCCCCAAGGCUCAGUCAAGGAUGUUCUGGAGCUGUUUGUGCCUGAGGAUAAACUCAGCAGUGUCCGGGCUGAAGCAGAGAAGCUGCCAGCGGUGGAGAUCACAAAGCUGGAUCUGCAGUGGGUGCAGGUGCUGAGCGAAGGCUGGGCCACUCCUCUGACGGGAUUCAUGAGGGAGGCAGAGUACCUGCAAGUGCUGCACUUUGGCACCCUCCACAAUGGAAAGAGGCGCUUGGGAGCUGAUGGCGUGGUGAACCUGAGCAUCCCCAUCGUGCUGCCGGUGUCGGCGGAGGACAAGGAGCGGCUGGAGGGCAGCGCGGCGCUGGCGCUCAGCUUCCAGGGCCGCCGAGUCGCGGUGCUGCGCGACCCCGAGUUCUUCGUGCACAGGAAAGAGGAGCGCUGCGCCCGCGUCUGGGGCACCACCUGCACCCUCCACCCACACAUCCAGAUGGUGAUGGAGAGUGGAGACUGGCUGGUUGGUGGAGACCUGGAGGUCCUGGAGAAGAUCAAAUGGAAUGAUGGGCUGGACCAGUACCGCCUGACCCCGCUGGCUCUCAAGCAGAAGUUCAGGGAAAUGAAUGCUGACGCCGUCUUCGCCUUCCAGCUGCGCAACCCCGUGCACAACGGGCACGCCCUGCUCAUGCAGGACACGCGGCGCCAGCUCCUGGAGAGGGGCUACAAGAACCCCGUGCUCCUGCUGCACCCCCUGGGGGGCUGGACCAAGGAUGAUGAUGUCCCUCUGGAGUGGCGCAUGAAGCAGCACGCGGCCGUGCUGGAGGAGCAAGUCCUGGACCCCAAGUCCACCAUCGUGGCCAUCUUCCCCUCUCCCAUGCUCUAUGCCGGCCCCACGGAGGUGCAGUGGCACUGCCGAGCCCGCAUGGUUGCGGGGGCCAACUUCUACAUCGUGGGGCGUGACCCGGCGGGAAUGCCGCACCCCGACACCAAGCAGGACCUGUACGAGCCCACACAUGGAGGGAAGGUGCUGGGCAUGGCCCCCGGCCUCACCUCCGUGGAGAUCAUCCCCUUCCGGGUGGCUGCCUACAACAAGCUCAAAAGAGCCAUGGAUUUCUACGACCCCAAAAGGCACGACGAUUUUGACUUCAUCUCAGGAACACGCAUGAGGAAGCUUGCUCGGGAAGGGGAAAACCCCCCAGAUGGCUUCAUGGCCCCCAAAGCCUGGAAAGUCCUCACCACGUACUACCAGUCACUGGAAAAAAAGAAUUAA
Messenger RNA from Cinclus cinclus, 1836 nucleotides. RefSeq names its product 3'-phosphoadenosine 5'-phosphosulfate synthase 2 (gene PAPSS2). The coding region runs from base 1 to 1836 and encodes 611 amino acids. NCBI's taxonomy places the organism in Eukaryota, Metazoa, Chordata, Aves, Passeriformes, Cinclidae. Gene Ontology annotation, molecular function: adenylylsulfate kinase activity; sulfate adenylyltransferase (ATP) activity; ATP binding. The record is from RefSeq and is a predicted model, not a curated record. The transcript has 13 exons. Gene Ontology annotation, biological process: 3'-phosphoadenosine 5'-phosphosulfate biosynthetic process; sulfate assimilation.